GCAGAUUGGCCCGGCUGGAGCUGAGCAAUGCUGGGGCUGCUAUAAAAGCCCUGCUGGGGCCAGACUCGGCCAAGCACUGCCCUGGCCACCUUCUCCUCCUCGGGGACAAGGAGCACCCUCGCAUCCCACGCCAAGAUGUCCUGCUACGACCUGUGCCCACCCAAAACCAGCGUGGCUGUGCCCCAGCCCAUCGCUGAGAGCUGCAACGAGCUGUGCGCCCGCCAGUGUCCCGACUCCUCAGCCUUGAUCCAGCCGCCCCCCGUGGUGGUCACCUUCCCCGGCCCCAUCCUCAGCUCCUUCCCGCAGCAAGCCGUGGUGGGCUCCUCCGGAGCACCGGCCUUUGGCGGCUCCCUGGGGCUGGGCGGCCUCUACGGCGCCGGCGCCACCCAGGCCUCGGGGGGCCUCUGCACCUUUGGCAGAGCCUACGCUGCUCCCGCCUGCAGCCCUUGCGUCCUGCCCCGCUACAGCAAGAAGCUCUGGGACACCUGCGGGCCCUGCUAGACCCACCACAGCCCCACACCCCAAACACCCACGGCGGCCUCGGCCCAGCAUGGAGAAGUUGAGCUCUGCACAAGCCGCCCUGGCCUCCUGCAGCCCCUGACACCUGGCCUGGUUGGGGCCUGCCUGCUGUCCCUCUCCCAGCCUCUCCUGCCCCUCUGUUCACAAUAAAGUUUUCCUGCAUCCAAA
This is a messenger RNA of Corvus hawaiiensis (hawaiian crow), 687 nucleotides long. RefSeq names its product scale keratin-like. The record is from RefSeq and is a predicted model, not a curated record. Gene Ontology annotation, molecular function: structural constituent of cytoskeleton. The transcript has 2 exons. Bases 136 to 501 code for a protein of 121 amino acids. Lineage: Eukaryota; Metazoa; Chordata; Aves; Passeriformes; Corvidae. Gene Ontology annotation, cellular component: intermediate filament.